ACUACAAGUAGGCGGCAUGCAAAAGACAAUUCUUUCAAUCAUCGCCUUGACCCUCUUCGGGCUCGCCAAUGCUCAAAUCAACUCCGGUGGUGCCUGCCCAAAUCCGCCAGUGCAGAGUGAUUUCAACUUUUCGUCUUAUUCGGGCACUUGGCAUGAAUACGCCAAGUAUCCUGCUAGUUUCGAGGGUAACUCUAAGUGUGUGACAGUGGUAUUCUCGCCAGAAAAUCUAAGUGAAGUAUAUAUACUGAAGAGAAUGGUUAAUCCAUCUACCGGCAAAAGUAAGAUUAUCGUUGGUGAGGGCAAGGAGAUUUCGAAUAGUAAGUUUAUGGUUACUUACAAAGAUCCCAAAAUUCCUACCAGCUAUUGGAUUUUGUCUACCGAUUACGAGAACUACGCUAUUAUUUACACCUGCGAACCCGCUAGUGGCAACACACAUAACACAUAUGUUUGGAUCCUAACCCGCUCACGGAGACCCUCUGCUGCUGCUGUUAUGAAUGCUGGAAAAUUCUUGAGUUCAAAUGGAAUUUCUCUCGCACCAUUGACUAUUACGGAUCAAAGUAAUUGCAGGGAUUGAUAAUUGCUCCUAAAUGUUUAAAAACUGUAUUUGAAUGGAUUGGUACGGAAUUUUGAAUGAAUAGGCUACAUAGUUUAAACAAAAAUCUAGAAAAAAUAUGUAUUCCUAACAUCUAUAAUUGGCGAAACUAACUUCUUAUUAAAUAUAGUAUCAAAUAAAUAAUCACUUCUGAACCAAAUA
Messenger RNA from Anastrepha ludens (Mexican fruit fly), 754 nucleotides. RefSeq names its product apolipoprotein D-like. Bases 17 to 574 code for a protein of 185 amino acids. The transcript is spliced from 6 exons. Gene Ontology annotation, molecular function: pigment binding. Lineage: Eukaryota; Metazoa; Arthropoda; Insecta; Diptera; Tephritidae. The record is from RefSeq and is a predicted model, not a curated record.